GAAACAUUCAAGGGCUGGGCCGCUGCAGCGUGCCAGCUCGACGGCUACGCGCGCGAGAUCCGGCUCUCCACCGGGGUCUUAAGCCAGCUCGACCUUACACAUCGGCAGUUCCACGAGCUGGGGAGAGUUGCCGCCCCAGAAAUCGCGGCGGUCUCGGGCCCAGGCAAAGCAAGCUUCGCACAUCGCACCAGCGAGCUGCGAGCGCAUGAAGAGGUCGCACCCGAUGCCAACCAGACGGGGCGACCCGACGAGGCCGCCGACGCGGAGAUGACCACGUGGCAGAGGAUCUGGGGCACCAACCAGUUGACCUUUCGCGAGCGGCCCGCGCAGUGCGAUGCCUGGGAACCGCUGCCUGCCAUCGCCUCUAAUCGCCUCCUCGGCGCAUUUCGCAGCUUCGCGGCGAGUUCAGCCCGCGAGCCCUCGCGGCUGGUGCCCCGGUCGCUGGGCCAGCUCUCGGACGAGGCGCUCGUCGUUCUGGGA
Molecule: messenger RNA, 480 nt
Organism: Prorocentrum cordatum
Lineage: Eukaryota; Dinophyceae; Prorocentrales; Prorocentraceae
Source: the annotation of a GenBank genome assembly